GAAAGGGGAGGGCCGUCAGGAUGGGCUUCCCAGAACGGGUGGGGAUGUUUGGGAGCAGGGGACAGUGAAGAGGAGGGGCAUCGGAGAGGAGGAAGGCAGAUUAAGUAAGAGGGUAGGAGAGCUCAUUGGCCCAGGCAAGAGUGGGGCCCGGGUGCCCUGUCCCCCUUUGCUCCGAGAGAGGCUGGGGUCCCCGCCUGGGCUCCGGCGGAGCUGCCUGGGCAGCCCAGCCUAUUCCAACUCUGAACUCUGCCCAGCAAGUUCCACUGAAGUGCGAGGGCAGACCAAAGGGCAGUGGGGUUGGAUGCAGCUUGUCUUCACGGAAACCCACACUCCCUGCCGGCCCGGAGAGCGGCCUGUUUACUGCAAAUACCUGGAAGGUCUGGCUCAUGGAGGACAACACACCGAGACCCCGAGAGUCUGUCGCCCUCGCAUCUGCGUCCAAUGGUUCGGACAACGUGGAGGCUGAGCUCUUCCAAGACCUGGAGGAAGGCCGGACCCCCGGCAGCGACUCGAGCCCCGUGGUCCGCAGGAACAGCGGGAGCACAGCCGGCCGGAAGCCCCCCUCAAGAUGGAGGAUGCUGCAGCCAGUCCUGAGAGCGAGGGACUUCUACAGGGAGCACGCACAGCUAUUUCGCUGGAUCGGCAUAGGCCUGCUCUGCACUGCGUUCGCUGCCUUCCUGCUGACUGCCUGCAUCCUGGAUUUCCAGAGGGCCCUGGGCCUGUUUGUCGUCACCUGUGUGGUCCUGGUCUUCCUGGCCCACAACCUGGGGAAGAGGCUGCUGGGGCCGAGGCUGCUGAGGUGCAUCAGGCCUCUGGAGAAUCCCCGCCUGAACCUCUGGUUUAAGAGGGGUCUAGCCGCCGUGGCUCUCCUGGGCCUGGUCCUGUGGCUAAUUCUGGACACCUCCCGGCGGCCCGAGCAGCUGGUGUCCUUCGCGGGAAUCUGCGUGUUCGUGGGCAUCCUCUUCGCCUGUUCAAAGCACCAUCGCGCGGUAUCUUGGAGGGCCGUGUCCUGGGGCCUCGGGCUGCAGUUUGUACUUGGGCUCCUCGUCAUCAGAACGGAGCCUGGAUUCAUCGCAUUCCAGUGGCUGGGCCAGCAGAUCCAGACGUUCCUGAGCUACACCAAGUCCGGCUCCAAAUUCGUGUUCGGGGAAGAUCUGAUCAAGAGUGUCUUUGCCUUUCAGGUCCUGCCCAUCAUCGUUUUCUUCAGCUGCGUCAUGUCGGUCCUCUACCACGUGGGCCUCAUGCAGUGGGUGAUCAUGAAGAUUGCCUGGCUGAUGCAGGUCACCAUGAGCACCACGGCCACCGAGACCCUGACCGUGGCUGGAAACAUCUUCGUGAGCCAGACCGAGGCCCCUCUGCUCAUCCGGCCCUACCUGCCGGACAUGACCCUCUCCGAGAUCCACGUGGUCAUGACCGGGGGCUAUGCCACCAUCGCCGGCUCGCUGCUGGGCGCCUACAUCUCCUUCGGGAUCGACGCCGCCUCCUUGAUUGCUGCCUCUGUCAUGGCCGCCCCUUGUGCUUUGGCCCUCUCCAAGCUGGUCUACCCGGAGGUGGAGGAGUCCAAGUUCAGGAGUGAGGAAGGAGUGAAACUGAGCACCGGAGACGCCCGGAACAUCUUAGAAGCCGCCAGCACUGGGGCCGCCAUGUCCGUGAAGGUCGUGGUCAACAUCGCGGCCAACCUCAUCGCUUUCCUGGCGGUGCUGGCCUUCAUCAACGCUGCCCUCUCCUGGCUGGGGGAACUGGUGGACAUCCAGGGGCUCACCUUCGAGCUCCUCUGCUCCUACAUCCUGCGGCCUGUGGUCUUCCUGAUGGGCGUGGCCUGGGAGGACUGCCCCGUGGUGGCUGAGCUGCUGGGGAUCAAGCUGGUGCUGAACGAGUUCGUGGCCUACCAGGAGCUCUCCCAGUACAAGAACCGCCGCCUGGCGGGGGUGGAGGAGUGGGUCGACGGCAAGAAGCAGUGGAUCUCCGUGAGAGCGGAAAUCCUCACGACCUACGCCCUCUGUGGGUUCGCCAACAUCAGCUCCAUCGGGAUCAUGCUGGGAGGCCUGACCUCCAUGGCGCCCCAGCGGAAGAGCGACUUCUCCCAGAUCGUCCUGCGGGCGCUCUGCACGGGCGCCUGCGUGUCCCUGGUGAACGCGUGCGUCGCGGGGGUCCUCUACAUGCCCAGGGGGGCCGAGGUCAACUGCACGGCCCUCCUGAACACGACCCUCAGCAGCAGCAGCUUCGAGGUGUACCAGUGCUGCCGCGAGGCCUUCCAGAGCGCCAGCCCAGGGUUCAGUCCCGGGGCCCUGGGCAACUGCUGUCGCUUUUACAACAACACGGCCUGUGUAUAGUGAGGACAGCGCGCUGACGACGUGCCUUCCGGAGACGGCCACUU
Messenger RNA from Phyllostomus discolor (pale spear-nosed bat), 2377 nucleotides. RefSeq names its product solute carrier family 28 member 1 (gene SLC28A1). The record is from RefSeq and is a predicted model, not a curated record. The transcript has 18 exons. NCBI's taxonomy places the organism in Eukaryota, Metazoa, Chordata, Mammalia, Chiroptera, Phyllostomidae. Bases 387 to 2333 code for a protein of 648 amino acids. Gene Ontology annotation, biological process: uridine transmembrane transport; nucleoside transmembrane transport; pyrimidine nucleobase transport. Gene Ontology annotation, molecular function: pyrimidine- and adenosine-specific:sodium symporter activity. Gene Ontology annotation, cellular component: membrane.